Molecule: messenger RNA, 993 nt
Organism: Moesziomyces antarcticus
Lineage: Eukaryota; Fungi; Basidiomycota; Ustilaginomycetes; Ustilaginales; Ustilaginaceae
Product: nucleotide-diphospho-sugar transferase
Exons: 1
Coding region: 1-993 (330 amino acids)
Molecular function (GO): glycosyltransferase activity
Source: RefSeq, a predicted model, not a curated record
AUGUCGGUAAAGUGCGCGUGGGCAACGCUGCUUACGUCGGAGCAUUUGCUGCCGGGAGUGGUGGUAUUCGCGCAUACGCUGCUGGUCCAACAUGCGUCUGCGUAUCCACUUGUCAUCAUGGCUACCACCAAACUCAGCACUCGAGCUCGGGGGAUUUUGACGUCGAUGUUGCCAGAGGGUAGGGUGGUGAUUCGCGAGAUCGAGCCUAUCUACCCCGAAUCGGUGGCGACGGGGCUGGCGUAUGCGAGGUUCAACGAGGUGUGGACCAAGUUGCGCGCGUUCGAGCUGACCGAGUACGGAAGGGUGGCGCUGGUGGAUUCGGACAUGCUCGUACGACGCAAUAUGGACGAACUUCUCUCCCCGCCUGUCUUUCCCGAGGAAGAGGGGGAGUGGAUUGCAGCCAGUUGGGCUUGCACCUGCAACCCGAAUCGAAUCGCCACGUAUCCCGAUAACUGGAUCCCCGAAAACUGUGGAUUCACUGGUCAAACUCUGCCCCAAGCGAAGGAUCCACAGAGUGUGGUACAGCCAACAAAGGAAACGCCGAGGCCGGGCAAGUUGAUCAAUAGCGGUCUUGUGUUGCUUACACCGUCGAAGGCUACGAUGGAGGAAAUGAUUGCGGCGAUCAAUACCGAUCCGAGGGUGCAGGAAUACAGGUUCCCGGAUCAAGACUUCCUCGCCGACUUUUUCAACACGCAGACAAGACACAUCAAGUAUCUGCCGUACAAGUACAAUGCACUCAAGAAACUUCCGCUCGUCCAUGCCAAUAUUUGGACGGACGAGGAUGCGGUCAAUGUGCAUUAUAUCCUCGAUAAGCCAUGGAACCUCGGCAGACCAGGUUCGGAGCGUAACAAAAACGAUCCGGAUGCACACGUACACAACUGGUGGUGGCAGGCGUUCGAUCACGUCAAGGCCAACCUCACCGCGAAGGGCGAGGGAAUCACGAUCGACAAGGACGACUGGCAAGAGUGCGUGGAAAAGUACAUGUCGCUCUGA